Protobothrops mucrosquamatus (brown spotted pit viper) is the source of this 1188-nucleotide messenger RNA. It is a transcript of the gene GFI1, whose product is annotated as growth factor independent 1 transcriptional repressor. Gene Ontology annotation, biological process: regulation of transcription by RNA polymerase II. The record is from RefSeq and is a predicted model, not a curated record. NCBI's taxonomy places the organism in Eukaryota, Metazoa, Chordata, Lepidosauria, Squamata, Viperidae. Gene Ontology annotation, cellular component: nucleus. The transcript is spliced from 6 exons. Bases 1 to 1188 code for a protein of 395 amino acids. Gene Ontology annotation, molecular function: RNA polymerase II cis-regulatory region sequence-specific DNA binding; DNA-binding transcription factor activity, RNA polymerase II-specific.
AUGCCUCGGUCGUUCCUGGUGAAGAGCAAGAAGGCGCACAGCUACCACCAACCCCGCGGCCCCGACGGCGACUACGGCGGCAGCCUGGAGAGCGUCUUGGCUCAGAUCUGCGCAGACCGUACGGUUUCGCACCUGGCUCUCCCCGAGCGGGAUCUCCCCCCGGGUCGCCUCUCCCCGGCUUCGCAGCUUCCCGAUGGGGCGGACGGCAGCUCCGAUUCGGCCCCCAGCUGCGAAAGCAGCAGCAGCGUGUGCGACCCGGCCGCCGAGAUGGAGGAUUUCUGGAGACCGCCCUCCCCCUCGGCCUCCCCAGCUUCUGAGCGCUCCAUCUGUCCAUCCUUGGAUGAACCCUCCCACUUCUCCCUGCCCCUGAAACCCUACACAUGGAGCAGCCUGGGAAAUACUGAACUGAGACAUUUGGUACAGAACUGCAGGCCUUGCUCAACUCUGGAACAUGGCCUCUUCUGUGAGCGGGGAUCUGAGCCUGUUCUGUAUGCCUCAGAGCGCAACUCAGCUCUUGGACUCUAUGGUGACUUUGGCUCUCCUGGACUCUUUGAGCGGCCAGCGGCAGCCCCUGGGAUCUUUGUGGAGACCCCACCUGGACUGCAACCGGAGAAGAGUGUAAAUAGCAUCAAAUUGGAAUCGGAACUCCUCUGUCGCCCUCUGUUGCUCAGCAGUGGCUCCUACAAAUGCAUCAAAUGCAGCAAGGACUUCUCUACUCCGCAUGGCCUAGAGGUGCAUGUUCGUCGUUCACACAGUGGCACCCGGCCCUUUGCUUGCGAAAUGUGUGGAAAGACAUUUGGCCACGCUGUUAGCUUGGAGCAGCAUAAAGCUGUGCACUCCCAGGAACGUAGCUUUGACUGUAAGAUCUGUGGGAAGAGCUUCAAGAGAUCUUCCACUUUGUCCACACACCUUCUCAUCCACUCAGAUACCCGGCCUUAUCCAUGUCAGUACUGUGGAAAGAGGUUCCACCAGAAAUCUGACAUGAAGAAGCAUACUUUCAUCCAUACAGGUGAGAAACCCCACAAGUGCCAGGUGUGUGGCAAAGCUUUCAGCCAGAGCUCAAACCUGAUCACUCACAGUCGGAAACACACUGGCUUCAAGCCCUUUGGCUGUGAUCUGUGCGGCAAAGGCUUUCAGAGAAAAGUGGAUUUGCGAAGACACCGAGAGACACAGCAUGGUCUGAAAUGA